Messenger RNA from Hevea brasiliensis (rubber tree), 1088 nucleotides. RefSeq lists its product as uncharacterized. The coding region runs from base 89 to 1027 and encodes 312 amino acids. The record is from RefSeq and is a predicted model, not a curated record. NCBI's taxonomy places the organism in Eukaryota, Viridiplantae, Streptophyta, Magnoliopsida, Malpighiales, Euphorbiaceae. The transcript has 2 exons.
UGCAGAUGAGAAUAACAGUUGCAAAGCAAAAAACACGGGUUGGAAGAGACGGAGCAUUUUUUGGGAUUUGCCAUAUUGGAGUACUAACAUGCUUCGCCACAACUUGGAUGUCAUGCAUAUAGAGAAAAAUGUAUUUGAAAAUAUUUUUAAUACUGUGAUGAAUGUUGAAGGGAAGACGAAGGACAAUGCAAAAUCAAGAGAAGAUUUGAAAGAGUUUUGUCACCGACCUGAGUUAGAGAGGGAUAUGGCAACAGGAAAGUAUCCUAAAGCAUGUUACACAUUAGACAAACAAUCAAAAGCAGUGUUGUGUGAAUGGCUUAAAAAUCUUAGAUUCCCAGAUGGUUAUGUGUCAAACAUGGGUAGGUGUAUAGACAUGCGAAAACUAAAGUUGUUUGGGAUGAAAAGCCAUGAUUGUCAUGUCUUUAUGCAAAGAUUACUCCCAAUAGCAUUUAGGGAAUUGCUUCCAAAAAAUGUGUGGCAAGCAUUGACCGAAUUGAGCAAUUUCUUUAGAGAGUUAACUUCAACAACACUUAGAGAAGAAGCCAUGUUACAGCUCAAUGAAGAGAUUCCUAUUAUAUUAUGUAAACUAGAGCGUAUAUUCCCUCCAAGUUUCUUUGACUCCAUGGAACAUCUCCCAGUGCAUUUGGCUUAUGAAGCAUGGAUUGCUGGUCCUGUGCAAUAUCGGUGGAUGUAUCCAUUUGAGAGGUACCUUAGGAAGUUAAAAAAUAAUGUGAAAAAUAAAGCCAAAGUGGAAGGUUCCAUAUGCAAUGCAUACUUAGUUGAAGAAGCAUCGUCAUUCUGCGCUCAUUAUUUUGAACCCCAUGUCAACACAAGGCAUCGAAAGGUUCCACGCAAUGAUGAUACAGUCGAACAUAUGGAUGAACAUCUAGGGAAUCUAUCAAUUUUCACUCAUUCCGGUAGGCCACUGGGAAAAGGAAAGGUUAGAUAUCUCACAGAACAAGAAUUUCAAGCAGCACAAAUGUACAUCUUGUUGAAUUGUAUAGAAGUAAAACCGUACAUUGAGUAAGUUUUUCUAAUAUUCAAUUAUUAUAAUUGUUGCAAUGCCAUUAUUGAUUCCAAACAUGUAA